CCACCAACAGCUGAUCGAUCAGACCCUCUCGCAGUGAUUUCUGUGUGGGGGCAAGAACAGGUUUCAGUGCCUUCCGUUGCGGCAGAGGACAAAGGUUGCUCCGACCCAGCUGAGCCGUACAGAGCCAACGAAAUGACCUUCCUGGAGUUUCUGCUGCUCCUGCUGGUGCUGUACUAUGUGGGGUACGUGCUCCUCUGGAUCCUGCUGGACUGCAAUGUGGCCCUGUGGUACAAAUCCCGUUUCGGCGUCUCGUUGUCGUCGAUGCGCGGUCAGGUGGUUUGGAUAACUGGUGCCUCGAGCGGAAUUGGCCGCGCUUUGGCGCUCAGCUUAGCCAGGCAUGGUGUGAAACUGGUGCUAAGUGCCCGGCGACUGGAGCAAUUGGAGCAGGUCCAAGAGGAGUGCCUAGCUGCAGCUCGAGGACUGCUGGCCACCAAGGACGUGCUGGUUAUUCAAAUGGACAUGCUCGAUCUCGACGAGCAUAAGACGCAUCUCAACACGCUGCUCAAUCACUUUCAUCGGCUGGACGUCCUGGUCAACAAUGCUGGCCGAUCCCAGCGAGCCAGUUGGACGGAAGUCGAGAUCGAGGUGGACCGCGAGCUGUUCGAGCUGGAUGUCUUCUCGGUGGUCCAUCUCAGCCGCCUGGUGGUGCGCUACUUCGUGGAGCAGAACGGCGGUCGAGGACACAUCGCUGCCACCUCCAGCAUCGCCGGCUUCAGCCCAGUGCCAUUUUCACCCACCUACUGUGCCGCCAAGCACGCUCUUAAUGCUUACUUGCUCUCCCUGAAAGUGGAGAUGCGCAAGCUGGAUGUGUCCCUCUUCGCACCGGGACCCAUUGCCACCGAUUUCCUGCAGGAGGCCUUCACGGGCGCGCAGGGCGAAAAGGUGGGUCUGAGUACGGCCAAUCAGAAGCGGAUGACGGCCCAGAGAUGUGGCGAUCUUUUCGCCGUUGCCUUGGCCAAUAAGAUGGACCUCACCUGGUGCGGCCUCUUCCCCGUCAACACCUUGGCCUACUGCGCCCGGAAUCCCACGCUGAGCAAGAUCCUGGCUCAGUUCAUGACCGAGAAGACGCUAAACAAGAUUCGCGAGGGCAAACUGUGAGCUCCAAUGAGCCGCGCCCUUUCCUUGUUCCCUUUCCCUUCUCCCAACGGCUCUCAGUCAUCUUUUAUACUCUUGUAUAAUGCUUAACUAUAUACUAAAAUAUAUAAAUAUGUGCACAAGA
Molecule: messenger RNA, 1219 nt
Organism: Drosophila erecta
Lineage: Eukaryota; Metazoa; Arthropoda; Insecta; Diptera; Drosophilidae
Product: dehydrogenase/reductase SDR family member 7
Exons: 1
Coding region: 133-1098 (321 amino acids)
Source: RefSeq, a predicted model, not a curated record